Stylonychia lemnae is the source of this 1677-nucleotide messenger RNA. NCBI's taxonomy places the organism in Eukaryota, Ciliophora, Spirotrichea, Sporadotrichida, Oxytrichidae. The record is from the annotation of a GenBank genome assembly.
AUGAAAUAAGAAUUGAGAUAAAAUAAAAGUGAUCUGAAACAGCUGUCUUACUUUAUUGAGCCAAUUUCAAGUGUCAAUUAGAAUAUCAAUACAGCUCAAGACAGCAAGUUUCAUAUUAAUCUUAACUCUGAAGAAAACAUGACUUUUAUUACUGGAGUCAAAUAAAACUUAACAUCUUAAGAAAACAAUAAUUAGAGAUUAAAUCAGUCAGCAAAUAAUGACUAUAAAUUGCUGCAUUCAGAGAUCAAUGAAGUUAUUUAAAAUCUGGAUGAUAAGAUUGAUGGCAUAAUGAUCAAGCAUGAGAAAGACUUCACAGCUGCUUAUCAUGGACAUAUGCUCAAGAUUUCCAAAGAACUCGAAGCAUUAAAAAGGAAAUGCAAUGAGCAAGAAUUUCAGCUAAGAAAAGAUGAAAGAAUUCAAUCAUUGGAAAAGUAACUUGAAUGGUUCAGAAGUGAAGCUCUAAGUCUAUCAAAGCUUAAUAAAUAAUGUACAAGGGAAGCAGAGUCUCUGAGACAGAAAAAUGAAGGUCUUGAGGAGGAGAAAUAAUUUUUAAUGAUCUAAAUAACAAAAUAGAAGAGAUAGAGCAAGCUUCUAAAAAUGGCUCUUGGAAAAACUCAAGAUAAUUGCUCAUAGCUACUUUAAUUCACUAAGGACGGAAGAUUUAUGACUUAAACACCUAAUGGAGGAACAGCACUUGCUCUUUAAAAUUUAACUGAAAACUCUGAGAGGUAAAGUCCAUCUGAAAGGCUAGAGCAUUUUAAAUGGACUGAUGAACUUACCAGCUACGAUGUUAUCCGCAAAAUAAUUGACUAAUCUAAUUUAUUGGAAAGAGAAAGACUCUCCUACGACAUAGCUAGUGUUGUGGAUAAGAAAUUUGAUGAGUUGCAAUCUAAAAUCCUCAGAUUAAAAAGUAGAAAUGAGAUUAUUGAAAAGGAAUACAAAAAGCAGAAAAACCAGCAAGGCGAAACAUCUGCUUAGCUCAGCUAGAUAUCAAAAAUAUUUAUUGAGUGUGUAGACACUGUCAAAAAAGAACUAGACAAGAGAAGAAUACAGUAAAUAAGCACUCAGCCAUUCUCUGGCUAAAAGAGGAAUAAGAGCUUAUCAUCAACCAACACCUUAAUUAAUAUGGGUAGUUUUGAGCUUUUCCAGCAAUCAGACAAAAUGAAAAUCAUUGAGUUGCUUGUGCUAAAUGAAGAUAUCCUGAGAUACAUGCAUAAUGGUUUAACCACAGCCGUCUAGACGCCAAAUAAUUUAGAUAGCAACAUGAAUUUAGUGGGAUUUAAGACUAUAUCUGACAACAAAUUUUUGGAUGGGCUUGAAUCUGACAGAUAUUCGCAAAACACCAGGGGACUCACGCCCCAGAUUCUAGGUGUAUCCUCUUCCAAUGAUUAUCAAUUCAACAAAGACUCUAUAAUCAAUAAAUUUUCUAAUCUCUUUGCGCAUAAAAAAGGUAGAGGAAAUAGUGCUCUAUAAAUUAACUAAUUGUCUGCAAUAAAUCAGUCAAACAAUCCUUCCUCGGCUAAUACAAGAAGCACUAGCAAUCAGGCAGGAAGGAUUAGGCCGAUGACUUCUUAAACUCCUAGUUCAUUCAUGGGUAGGUAAAAGAGACUGAAGAGUAGCAUUAAUUACUCAAAUACAAAAGGAACAUCAGAUAUACAUCAGCUUAUGAUAUAAUGA